AUGUAUCAUUCUGUCGUCUUGUCAACAGGGAUCAAAUUUCAACCAGGAAUACUGCAUGAGGUGUUCCAGCUUCUCCAGGCAAAAGUGCCUGGCCUCAACGAACAAGAACGUUGCUGCCUCCUGAUGAUUGACGAAAUGUCCAUCCAACAACGAAUCGAAUAUGACUCUUCAACAAGCUCUGUUCGCGGUUACACCACACUUCCUGUGCCAGGAGCUUCCUUCAGCGGCAUCGAUGCUGGAAAUUUCACUGCAUCAGUCAUUGAAAAGUGCUUUGACAUCGGCCUGAAGGUUCUUGCAAUAACAACAGAUAUGGCACCAGGAAACAGGUCAAUGUGGCAAUAUUUUGGUGUCGUCACAGGAAAGCACAGCCGUGUAGCCAAUGUUGCCAAACAUCCUUCAUUUGGCAACCACAUCAUCAGAGUGCUUGCAGAUGUUCCACAUCUUGUGAAGAAUUUGUGCUCGCAUAUCGUUAGUGGACAACAGAUCAUAAUUGAUCCUGUAGACGUUGCGAAACAUGGUUUGGUUGGUAACACAGUGAGUAUAGAACCCAUCAAAAGACUUGUACAGCACCAAGUAGGAAGUACUUUCAAGCUAGCUCCUAACUUGAAGCCAGAGCUGUUAGAUCCGAACCACUUUGACAAAAUGAAGGUCUGCAAUGCGAUGUACAUCUUCAGCAACUCAACAGCAACAGCUCUUCGCACAAUGGUGAAAGAACAUGGCUGGGAGGAAACCGUACUAGUUACGGCAUGGUUUCUUCAGCAAGUGAACCACUGGUUUGACAUUAUUUGCAGCCGCCACCCAGUCAUGGCUCUGAGCAGACACAACCCUGCGAGACACGAAGAAGCUGUGGCUUCCCUGGAAACUUUCAUGGACAUGUUCUGUCGCAUGAAAAUUGGGAAUGGACAAUUCAAACCGUGUCAGGCAGGGGUUCGCCUCUCGACAACUUCAAUCCUGCAGCUGCAGCAGUACCUUCUUGAGGACCUCUCCUUUGAGUUCUUACUGACAUCAAGGUUUACACAGGAUAGCCUUGAAAACUUUUUUUCAACUGUACGUCUCAAGAACCCCACUCCAACGCCAAUGGAAUUCAAAAUGGCCUUGAAAAUCAUAAGCAUUAGUCAAUAUCUGAAAGUCGCAACUACAGGAUCAUACGAAGUAGAUGACGGUACAUACUUUUUGGCAGACUUUGACACCUCUCUUGUCAGCAACAACUUGGAUGUUGACAUAGACGUUGACAAUAUGACAUAUGGAAGGCCAAUUCUAACUGAAGUUGAAGAAAGCGCCUUUUACUACUAUGCAGGCUACAUUCUGUCUAGAGUCAUAAAGAACAAUAAGGUUUGUAGCCAGUGCACAAAUGCUGUAGUUGCAAAACCAAAUGAGAUUUCAAGGGUUCAACAGUUCACUCUGGAAAAAUCUUACGGAGUUGAUUCACUGACAUGCCCAUCAGCAGGUGCCUAUGAACUCCUCCUCCGCUGCGAAUCCGGCUUUAGGAGCAACAUCAAGCAAUAUAUGGACAAGGACUACAUCAUUUCUACUCUUUCUGGUAAGAUGUCUCUAGCUUCCGAGGACAUUGACAUACCACAAUGCCACGGAAUUAAGGACAACAUCAUAAAGCGUUUUUGCCAUGCACGGUUGCAGCUCCAUCUUUCAGAGCUAAGUGAAAGCAUGUGUGUGCAAAGGAUUGAUAGGAGCAGCAUGAGCAUGUGUGCACCUAGACGCCAGUAG
Molecule: messenger RNA, 1722 nt
Organism: Ornithodoros turicata
Lineage: Eukaryota; Metazoa; Arthropoda; Arachnida; Ixodida; Argasidae
Exons: 2
Coding region: 1-1722 (573 amino acids)
Source: RefSeq, a predicted model, not a curated record